AUGUCAACAACAGAGAACACAACAACUGCUAUCGUUCAUGAAGCCAUAAAUGAAGAAUACGAGUGGGUUCAGUUUAACAAACAACUCCGUCUCAUUCGUUCGGUCAAAGACGAUAUGUACCAAAUGCAAAGUAUUUUGACAGCAUGUUUUGCUCCAGACACUAAACACGCAGACGACUGGUUCAAAAACCAAAGCACACAAGAACUUUUGAGUGAAAUUUCUCUAGACCGACUUUUUUCGGUCUUGCAUAAAACACAUGAAAAUCGUAAAAAUUUGCCAAUAAAUUUAAGAGGUUAUUAUGUUCAUAGACUUUUAGUAAAUGCAGUUGCAAUGUGGGCUUCUCCUCGUUAUGCAUGGCAUGUUUACAGACUUCUUGACGAAAUUCAUAGACAAGAACGUGGAGAGAUGGAAAAGAAACUUCAAGCAAAAGAUGA
Molecule: messenger RNA, 434 nt
Organism: Trichomonas vaginalis G3
Lineage: Eukaryota; Parabasalia; Trichomonadida; Trichomonadidae
Product: KilA, N-terminal/APSES-type HTH, DNA-binding family
Exons: 1
Source: RefSeq, a predicted model, not a curated record